Molecule: messenger RNA, 477 nt
Organism: Staurois parvus
Lineage: Eukaryota; Metazoa; Chordata; Amphibia; Anura; Ranidae
Source: the annotation of a GenBank genome assembly
AUGCCUCGAACUUGUGUGAAUAAAGCAGAUAAUUUCUGCUAUAUCUGCGGUGAAAUAACUUUUAUCUCACAAAAAAGGAGGAUAACAGGAAUGAUUAAGCAAAGCCUACAACUUGUAUUUUGGCUGCAAGAUAGGAGACCAGGACAAGAGCUUGGCACCACAUAUAUGCUGCAAUUCUUGUGGGACGGCACUGGAGCAAUGGUUGAAUGGAAAAAAAAGGCAUCUAUGCCUUUCGCUGUGCCAAUGAUUUGGAGAGAGCCAACAGAUCAUGUUAGUAAUUGUUACUUUUGUAUGGUGCCUCCAAUUGUAAAAGGGCUAAAUAAGAAGAAAAAGUUAUCUGUGCACUAUCCAAAUAUUCCAUCGGCAAUACGUCCAGUUCCUCAUGGAGAGGGGCUACCAAUUCCUAAAGCACCAGAAUCCUUCGUGGUUGAGUCAAGUGAGGAAGAACCUGAAGCGUGUAGUCACGUGCAGUUGUAA